AUGGAGAAUUCAUCAUCCUCUGCUCUCAAGAAGCCAAUAUUACAUGUCGAAUGUUGUCUGAAAACGCUAAGUACAGUUAGAUAUGAUUUAAUACGUACAAGCAUAGAACAAUUUCUUAGAGAGUUCAAAACGUCUGUGCCGUGUCAUUCUGAAAUCACGGACUAUCGGGAUGUUGAAAUUUUAAGGGAAAACAUAGAAUAUCUGAGGAUUGACGAUGUUUUUGGUGAUUCCUCCGAAAUUCAAACCUUGGACAGUGUCACUCUUUCUAUUCAUGUGUACCAGUUGGAUGAGAAUGAUGCAGCAGACGAGUACGAUGAAGAAAAUAAUGUUCUCACGGCUAAUUACUGGGACUUGCCCUCAAGAGAAUUGGAAGGAUUGUGGGACAUACUCGUGUUUGAUGGCAAUAUCAAGACAAAGUUGCUGGAUUAUGCGCAUACUUUGCUGAUGUUUUCUGAUGUUGGCGUUGAUUCCAACAUAAUUCCUAUGAACAAGGUCGUUUUAUUACAUGGCCCGGCUGGAACAGGCAAAACUACAAUUUGUAGAGCAUUUGCACACAAGCUAUCCAUUAGAAUGGCUGGAAGAUAUACCAAUGCAAAGUUGGUUGAAAUUAACAGCCACAGUCUAUUCUCAAAGUGGUUUUCUGAAUCGGGAAAGUUGGUGCAGAAAAUGUUUCAUCAGAUUAACGAGAUGGCCGACUCUGAUGAUUCAUUUAUUUGUGUGUUGAUAGAUGAGGUGGAGAGUCUAUCGGCUGCUCGCAAGUCUGCGUUGAGUGGAUCUGAGCCGUCUGAUGCAGUUCGAGUAGUCAACGCUCUCUUGACACAAAUUGACAAGCUGAAAAGAAAAAAGAACGUGUUGAUUCUGACUACUUCCAAUAUUACUCAAGCAAUAGACCUCGCAUUCAUCGACCGUGCCGACAUUGUGCAAUACAUUGGGUUCCCGUCUCACCAGGCCAUUUAUUCAAUCCUAUCUGGUUGCAUCAACGAACUCAUACGCGUGAAGAUUGUAAUCGAUCAUUCUCUACUUGAAUGGCGCGUACUGGAACUUCAUUUGCAUGCACGCGAAAACCCAAGUGUCAAGCUUCACAUGAUAUCAUCCAAAUGUCUGGGCGUGAGCGGUAGAAUACUGCGCAAGCUACCAUUCCUAGCUCAUGCGAGAUAUCUCCGAUCGUAUCAGACAUGUUCCAUUGAAGAAUUCUUGUCAGCAUUGGAACUGAUUGUAGAUGAGGAGAUUAGCGCAAGACAAAAAGUUGCAGGCAUCUUUACGAGUACAGUGGGACUGUGA
Messenger RNA from Paraglomus brasilianum, 1281 nucleotides. The record is from the annotation of a GenBank genome assembly. NCBI's taxonomy places the organism in Eukaryota, Fungi, Glomeromycota, Glomeromycetes, Paraglomerales, Paraglomeraceae.